Messenger RNA from Verruconis gallopava, 2320 nucleotides. RefSeq lists its product as uncharacterized. The record is from RefSeq and is a predicted model, not a curated record. NCBI's taxonomy places the organism in Eukaryota, Fungi, Ascomycota, Dothideomycetes, Venturiales, Sympoventuriaceae. Bases 512 to 2068 code for a protein of 518 amino acids. Gene Ontology annotation, biological process: proteolysis. Gene Ontology annotation, molecular function: aspartic-type endopeptidase activity. The transcript has 2 exons.
AGCAGCUAUCAGGAGCUUUCUUGGCCGGCUGUUGAAGGCGCAAAGCUUUCGCUUUGGUCAGGUCUGAGUCUCCUCAGGAGAUGUGCCAUCUGUCCCCACAGUUGCCUCCGAGACCAGAGUGUUGCACUUUCUAUUCAUCAUGGCCAUGCCGUUUGCUUUAACUUCGUAAAGCAUCCCGCCGCACGCCCCCCUUGUGGUAGUACUGUACGUGCUAGCCCGCUCUCGUAACAGGAACAUCGUUAAGAAGGACGUCUUGGCUGUGUUUCCUGUCGUUACAUUCACUUUGCCCUCCCGUUCCAACUCCUUGGUUUUGGUUUGCGAGCAAUUGGGUCGAGUCCGCUUCAUUGACGUGCACUCGGUUCCUUCUUGUUAUCCACAUCGUCUCCAGUAACCGAGCUGCACUACCACAACCAAGCGAGCCCUACUACGACCCGUCACCACAGAGAACAAACGUUGAAAGAGUUGUUGGCCAAUUUUACGAGACUACACUCAAAGUAAUGCGUAAUUCAUAAUGCGAUUUACCAUACCAGCCCUGCUGGUCUUUCUUCAAGCAACCUCGGCCUUUUAUCCGUACUUUAAGGAUGAACAGCAGACGUCGCACCAGUCACCUCGAGCCAUCUUGCCGCCGCAAGAUCUUGCAGAUAACGGCCUACGAGCUACCAUACGCAAGCUACCUGCCAAACGAACGAACAACUUCAAUAUCAUCCCAGCAUCGUCGCCGACACAAGAGAACAGCCUAGGGGUCGAUCAAGACGGUUCAGACUACUCUUACUUUUCUGCAUUCAAGUUUGGUACUAGUGACAAAGUCUUUUACAUGCUAUUGGAUUCUGCAGCCUCGAAUACAUGGGUUAUGAGCUCGGACUGCAAAUCCAGCGCCUGUGGGGUACAUAACUUGCUGGGCACGGGUGACUCGAGCUCGUUGAAAGUGGUACAAGAGUCCUUCUCCGUUACGUAUGGCACCGGAAGCGUGCAGGGUAUACGAGGUUCAGACACGGCACACUUGGGCAGCAUAUCGGUGCCAUUGACCUUUGGGCUAGCGACAAACGUGUCGAACGAGUUCACCACCUUCCCGAUGGACGGGAUUCUUGGGUUAGGGAGACCCGAAAAUCUAGUCGACAAGAGCGGAGACGUUGGAGCCCCGUCUCUCAUGGAUGUUCUCAUAACCGCGAAGAUCAUCACCGCCAAGAUGUUCGGGCUCGACCUUUGGCGUGCGUCCGAUGGUGGAACUAACUCGGGAGAGCUCAACUUCGGCAUGCCCGACAGCAGCCGUUAUAGCGGCGAACUCAACUACAUUGCCGCCAUGAACAACACAGACGGGUUCUGGGAGAUUCCUGUCGAUGGUGCCAGCGUAAAUGGAGACAACGCUGGACUGUCUGGGCGAACGGCCAUCAUUGAUUCUGGAACUUCGUACAUAUUGGUGCCAUAUGAUGAUGCCGUGCAAUUGCACGAGCUUAUUCCCAACUACAAGACAGCUGGUACCGAGACCUUCAUUGUUCCCUGUGACUCCACUGCAAGCGUACAACUCACCUUUGGGGGUGUCACAUACGGUAUUAGCCCCAAAGACUACGUCGGACGCCAAACCACAGGUGGAUGCUCCAGCAACAUUGUCGGGCGUCAAACCUUCGGGCCAAAGCAGUGGCUUGUCGGUGAUGUGUUCUUAAAGAAUGUGUAUACGUUGUUUGAUUACGACGGGCAGCGCGUUGGAUUCGGUAUCAAAAAGAGCUCCAGUUCAGAUGCCGCUGCAACAGCUUCAGUAAUCGUGUCUGCUGCACAAUCGGAUCAGCAUAUAUCGGACACACAGUCGCAAUCUACUGCGCCAUCCACAAAUCCCGUUCUAACGUUUUCUUCGACAGGCUCAGGAACUAUUUCAGCAACAGCAACUUCAUCCCACGAAGUCUCAACUCUUCACGAAACUGCGUCUAGCUCGGGAGCGGCGAGCAGCCGAAGUACGAAUUCACCUGCUGCAAGUUCGUCGGCAGCUCCGGGUAGUACAUUGAGAUUUUACACUUCCGUAGGCAAUUGGGCCAUCUUCGCAUUUGUUGGGUUUCUGUUCUUGACAUCACUUUAGCAAUACAUUGUUAUGACAGGGAUAUGAUAGCAUUUUCAGGGUUUUGUCAUGGCAUUCAAUUUAUGAAAAGGCAUAUGUACGGCGUUGGAAGUGAAAGCAACUGCGGCACAAUUCCUCUGUGUAUUAAUCCGGGCACUCAUCUUGAUUCCUCAUCUUGCGAGUAAAGUUUGGGGGAAGGAACAUGCCACAUAAACCUGACGGUAGCAUGUAUUACAUAGUAAAUAUCAAAGUAAAUAUCGAUCUGUACUUGAA